AUGUCGUAUCUUCUCCUUCUUUUCACAGUGACUCUUGGAUUCACAUGUGGUACUUCAGAAGACUUUGCACGUAUGUUUUUUAUUACUUUGGGAUAAAUUUAGACUAGCGCAUGACUUGUGGUUACUGUAACUUAACCGCUUAUAAUACGAUUACUAUAACUUUACGGUUUAUAAUAUUUUUACUGUAACCAUACUGAUUAUAAUAUGAUUACUGUAACAUAAAACAAGUUUUGGCCAGUUUUUGAGUUUCGAAGGGAUUGGCGACAAAACUUUUGAUUGUUUUACGGAUUACGCAAGAAUCGGGCUGAACAUUAAGUAUGAACAAGUUAAUAUUAAGGUCGCGGAUCGAGUUUUACUCAGUUCAUAUAAACAUACGAACAUAGGCAAACAUAUGUUUGGAUGAUUUUAUUUGAUUUCUAGUUGAAAUACAGUAUUCUUUUAGUUUACUUACAGUAUACUUUGCUAUUGUUUUUUUAUAAAUUCACAUUAUACAGUAUCUAUUUUAACUACAGUAGGGACAAAUAUCUAAGCUUGGCUGCCUACAGUAUCUAUAAAUACUUUAUGAUUACUUGUAGCACAUUGUAGUUACCGAUAUAUGUAGUACACGUAGUUACUAAUAUAAAACAUCUGCUGAUAACUCUCAUAGACUAACUUACCGUACUAUAACUACUGUAAAAUGAGUGAAGCCACUAAUUCUGAAGAUACCAAGUCUCUUACUAGCACUGAUACCGUAAUCAGUGUGGAAGAGGUGAAAGAAGACUGUAGAUUCUGUAGAUCGCUUGACUGUGAUCUGAUCUUCUCGUCAGUCAUCGUACUGAUAGUGACUGGAAUGCUGAUAUUCAUAUUUGGCUUCUGGCUACAUGGAGUCAUUAACUAUACAGAGUAAGGGAUUUUAGGCAAAUUACAGUAGCAACUCGUAAUUUUGAGCUGAAGUAACAAGAAGUUACUGUAGGCUCUGAGGAGAGAAGUGAAUUCCUUAAGAAAUUACAGUACUUUUUGGAACGGAGAGGACUGUCAAAACUACUGUAGUAUUGUAAAUAGAAUGAUAUAGGUAGUAUGUACGGUAUGGAUUGUCUAAAAACAAACGUGAUUAGAGUGGAAAACAAAGAUAAUGUCAACUAUAAUAUGAAUGUGAAUUAGCCUGUUUUGGCAAAACUAAAAGUUAUUACGUUACAGUACACAAGCAUUAUUAGUUAAAGUAGGAGGUUACAGUUACAAAUAGCAGUUUAAAGUAUAAUAUUAAGGUGUUCAAAUAAUUCAGGCCUCUUUAAUCCCUCAAAUUUGUUUUGAGAGGGGACGCAGAAUUAUUUGAACAACCUAAUAGUAGAUUAAAUUAUAAUAUUAUAGUAUAGUACUUUGUCCUUAAUAGUAAGUACUAUAACUGUUUGACGAAGAACUAUAUUUUAGUACUGACGGAAUGUGAUGGGGUGUUUAACUCGGUGAACAAGACCCACUUCUCUUUGCCGAUAUUACCCAAACACUUAAAGGGCCUCAAAAACCAUAUGAAACUGCCCAAUGACAUACAGGUAUAUCGAGUGGUUGUGUGAUCGUGUAUGUGUGUGUAGUUUUGUGAAGUACUACUUAUAUUGUAUUGCGUUGUACUGACGAUUAUAUUAAGUGGUUCAAAUAAUUCUGUGCUCCCUAAUUUCAAAAAUGUGUUUUGAAAGAGGGUACAGAAUUAUUUGAACAACCUAAUCUAGUACUAGGAUUAAAAAGUUUUUACUGUGUAAACAUGUGGUAAGAGUAGCUUUUUCUGUGUGAGUACAAUGUUGUGUUGAAGUUCGUAUAUGGUGUUAUAGUCGUACUUAAUUGUGAGCUAACCAUAAUAUUAAAUUGCUCUCGUAAUUCUGAGCUUUCCAACUUUAAAAACUUUUUUUGGAAGGGGCACAGAAUUAUUUGAACUAAUUUAUAAUGGGCCAUAGAAUUGAAUUUGUGGCAACAUACCUUAAUAAAGACAUAUAUAUUAGGUUGUUCAAAUAAUUCUGUGCUCACAGAAAAUUUUUUUUGUAGCAACGGGGCUCAGAAUUAUUUGAACACUAUACUAUUUUUUUUAUUUUUUUUCAAUGUUAUAAUGAAAUCAAGUACACACAGUAACAUUGUCGUAUUUCAGUGUCGGUACACGUUUGUCGCGGGAAAAGGCCAGCGAGUGAAGCUGGAAUUCACUCAAUUCCAGUUGGACGGCACGGUCGACAACUGUGAUCUCGAAUAUAUGGACAUUUACAGCGAGCUGAGUGCUCCGGAUCAAGAUCUCCUUUCAGCCAUACCUUCGCGGUAUUGUGGUACUGUCAGUCCACACGUUAGAGUUAGGUAGGUUGGGUUACUGUGGCAUUUAUAUGGGGGUUUUAAUGGGUAGGGUAAGGUAGGGUAGGGUAGGGUAGGGUAGGGUAGGGUAGGGUAGGGUAGGGUAGGGUAGGGUAGGGUAGGGUAGGGUAGGGUAGGGUAGGGUAGGGUAGGGUAGGGUAGGGUAGGGUAGGGUAAAGUAAGGCAAGGUAGACUUAUAUAAAGCAUGGAUGGUCUAAUAUAUGAUAUACUAUGUCAUUUCAGCCUUCACAACGUCAUAGUACUGGUAUUUCAUUCUCGGGUCGGGAAGAAGCGGACCGAGACCUUCCAAUUGAAGGGAAAAUAUAAUUUUAUCAACGAAACCAAGUUCAUUCCUGGCAGCCGGCUGGGAGAACAUGACUGUGCUUUCCUCAUUGAGCCUACUAAUAGGUAUGGUUUAUUUAAAUGGUCGUAUUUUACAAAAAUAUCUUUAUUAACACUUUUUCUUGAAUUUUGAGUUAAAAAUGAAAAUUCGAAAAAAUGGUGCAGGUAUCAGCUGGUAAUGUCACUAAAUUUACAUUUUUCAGACGAAAAGGUCAAAUCUUGUCUUCGACAUAUCCUGGUACAUAUCCAAGUGUAAGUUUGAUAUGAAACACAUUUUCAGCUUGAAAAGUUAUGGUUUUUUUGAGUAGUAGCUCCUUAGGAAUGACAUUUUACUAUUUUACUUUUCAGCUUAAAAUUUGCUUUAACUUGUUUUUUAAGCCUAAAACUACGUUUUGUUACCUAAAAUUUAAUUUUUAAGCUUACAUUGUAACAUUUGUAAAAGUUUGACUAAAAAUCACUUUUUUGUUUGUAAAGAAAGUUUUUAUCAUUUUAUCGCUUUGUAAACGAAGUUCUUGCCAUUUUUAUUUCUAUAAAAUUUUUUGUUGUUUUUAGUUCUGUAAAGAAAGUUUUUGCCAUUUUUUAUGUUGUAAAGGAAGUUCUGGCAAUUUAUAUUUGUCAUAUUCACCAUGCUUCUUUCAGAACUUUCAUUGUUCUUACCUCCUGAAAGGCAACGCUGGGGAUCGCAUCCGUCUUUACUUCCGCGACUUUGACAUCUACUUUGGCGGAGAACAUUGUCCAUACGAUGUGAUGACAGUAUACGAUGGUCACAACAACAAAGCUCCCAUCAUCCGAAAGGUCUGUGGCCUACAACAACGUCUGGAGAUGUUCUCCUUCGGAUCCGAGGUCUUUUUGGAGUUCAACUCAACCGACCCGGCCAAGAACGACCCUCGAGGCUAUCUGAUCGAGUACGAGUUCAGCGACAACUUUGUGGACAUCAAACAGUUGUUGGCAGGUCAGAGAGGCGUGUCGUAUCUUACUGGGUCUGAAUGUGAUGUUAGGGUACAGAGUAACAGAGAGACCGUGCAUUAUAUUCAGAGUCCGAAUGUAAGUUUGUGUUUUGAUGGUUUAUAUUGUUAUUCUGGGCAGGUAAUUUUGAUUUUAGGUGUGGGUGUAACGAAGUUAUGUGAUUUAUAUUUGUUCAUUUCAGUACCCAAAUGCCUACCCACCUAACACAACAUGCACCUACAUCUUGGACGGUCUUCAAGGCGAUCAGAAUUUGGAAAAAGUCAUUUUGAAUUUUGAAAAUUUUGCUGUUAUCAGUAACGAUGACACUUCAACGUAAGUUUUUAAAAGGUUUCUUUGAAAAAAAUUGACUUUAUGUAAUCGAAACGCAGAGUAAGAUAGGCUAUGGUAUGUUGGAGUAAGGUAAAGUGUUUUAGAGGAGGGCGGGGUAUGUUAGAGUAGGGUGAGUUAUUUUAGGGCAGGGUGCAGUAUCUUAGAGUGAGCUGAGGUAUAUUAGAAUAGGGUAACGUAUCUUAGAGUAGCAUAAAGUAUGUUACUGUUUUAAGAUAUAUAUUAGAGUAAGGUAAAGUAUUUUAGAGGUAGGUGAGGUAUAUUAGGGUAGGGUAAAGUAUGUUUGAAUCGAGUGUCUAAGAGUGUUGGGAAGUACGGUUUUUUGUUAAAGAUGGCACAUAUUACAAUCUACUGCAUUACAGAGCCGUAUCAACCGAGAAUGGCGAUGAAUGCUGGGCCUUUGUCGGUGUCGCUGGCCAAGAAAGUUCGAUCAAAUCAGUCUUGGCCAAUAAUGAAGAAUCAGUGUACGAUGCCACGUUAUGUCAUCGUAUUGCACAUGGUAGUCCGAGGUUAGGACCAUACACAUCCCAAGGUCCUCGAAUGGUACUUGUUUUCGGGAGUUUGAACGAUCUUCCGCAGACUGCGGCCUUGCCUUUGGGCUUCAAGGCGAGGGUUGAGUUUAAGACUGAUUUUGGAGUACCAGGCAGUCCCAUGGGCGGAUCCAAUGAAUGUUUAUUCCAGUUUAGGGAGAAGAGGGGGCAUUUCAACAGUCCACGGUAUCCGGCUAAUGUAAGCGGUUACUAUGACUUGUAAUUAGCUUUAUAUUGUUGUAGGUAGCCGACGGCUGGUAAUGCCAUUUUAAAUUAAAAAUGAUUUGAAAAGUGUAUUUUAAGUUUAUAUUCAUAUGUUUUAGAUAUUUUUGAACAUUCUUGUAAUUAACAACUUUUUGAUAGGAUUACUGUAACAUACAGUAUUUCAAGUUUUGUCUUCAUUUUGAGCUAAAAUACAGUAAUUUUGUAAAAUACGUUAAUUAGCUGUGAAGUGAAUCUAAAAUUACAGUACCCUCUGGACACGACAUGUACCUAUAUUAUUAAAGCCGAGCCAGGAGAGCAGAUCCUACUGUAUUUUGAGCAGUUUGCUUUGUUCGAAGAGCCAUCAAAGGAGGAAUGUAAUGAUUGGCUGGAGGUAUACGACGUGGCACGGGAUGGUAACGACACUGACAACUAUCAGCUACAAGGUAGGUUUAGGGGUGUAAACGUGUGGUACUGUAUUUUUUGUUAUUUUGUAUGAAAGUACUGUAGUUAUUGUCAUUUUUUGGUAAAAUACGGAGAGAAAUCAAGAGCCUUUAUAAGAAUACGGUAAAUUAUAGUAUAUUACAGUAUCUUUUGAUGAUAUAAUCAUGAAUUUUCUACUUUUACUGUAGUAAGCAACAUAUUGUUUUACACUUUUUAAGUACUUAUCCUACUGUAUUACAGCGAAACACUGCUGGACGGUGAUUCCAGGUCCAACAACAUCGAGCUUCGGGUACCAUGAGAUGAAGGUGGUCUUCAAUUCGAAUCAGUAUGGUACUGCAAAUGGCUUUAUGGCACUGUACGAGAUAAGAAAGGGCUUCAAAGACCAAGUACCGGAGAAGGAAGGUGCUGAUAAGGACCAUUGUGGCGGUCUGAUACUGGCUGAUGCUGAACGAACUAGUGGCUGGUUCACUUCGCCUGGGUUUGGUGCCAAAUAUACCAAGGACCUGAUUUGCGAUUGGGAGAUCAAGGUUCGGCCGAGUCAUCAGGUAAAACACUAUAAUACUUGUUUUUAAUGCUAUACCAUAGUAAAACUUGGCGGUGUGUUGCAGGUAUUAUUAUCUAUGUUAAGGUACUGCUCCAACUGACCCAAAUGGACGUCGAAGGGGAGAUGACAGAUACGAAGGUAUCUUGUAAGAACGCGGUAAUCAAAGUGCAUCAAGAUUACUCUAACAGAACGGCUGAUCUACCGAUUUGUGGUACGAAUCCAGCUGUUAUUUCACCGAUUGUAUCUAUUGGAAAUAGCAUCAGGAUUAGGUACUGUAUUUUCAAUGGUAUUGUUAAUAUAUAGAAAUACUUUUAGAUGAAAAGCAAGGUCGUUGAGGGUAGGGUAAGGUAGUGAAAGCUAGGGUAUGUUAAGACAGGGUAGAAUAGAGUAUGUUAUGGUAAGGUUUUGAUGCUAAGAUAGGGUAAGAUACCGUAGCUUGUAGUGAGGUAGUGUACCAUACAAGACCUUUUUAAAUAUGAAGGGAGAGGUAACGUUUAUUUUCAAAACUUAUAAAAUACGAUUUUCUCAAGAUUUCAAAUUUUUAGUUUCUUGACGUCGCCGGACAAAGUGAAUGGUCUAAAUGGCUUUAACUUCACUUGGACUGAGAUACGAAUGAUCAAACGUACGUUAGAUAUAUCUUUGCUAAAGAGUGGCAUUUUAUAUUGACUGUGAAGAAAGUUUUUUUUAAAGCCAGGUAUACCUAGGUCUGACCUGCAUAGUAUACCUAGUUAUAGCUGGUACGGUAUACCUACAUAGUUCUGACUGCUCGGGUAUACCUAGGUCUAGAUGAUAUUUAUAAAAAAAUUGUUAAUUUGUUCAAAUGAUUCUGUGCCCUCUCUGAAAGCAAUUUUUCGCGGCUAGAGGGUACGGAAUUAUUUGAACUAUCCAGUAAAAGAACGUUGUUUAGAAGACAGUGAAUGUGCUGACGAUGGCCUUUACCUGUGCAGUUAUACACGCUACUGUAUUGAUGCUAGGCUACGAUGUAAUGGAGAUGACAAUUGUGGCCAUAAUGACGACACGGAUGAGGCCCAUUGUAAGUUUAUAUGCUAAGACAACUGUAUUUUACAUUAAUUUAAUAUUUUUAAAUUUUUUCGCUUAUUUUUACGUUACAGUAAUCUUUUUAGUUUAAAAAUAAAAAUAUGAAUCAUACUGUAGUUUAUCCUACAUACAGUAAUAUAACACUAGAUAUAAUACCUUGCCUUACUAUAAUAUAACGUUUGCCACCUACCCUACCGUGCUUUUACAAUAUUUUGUUACCGUAUUUUGUUUUUUUUUCUGGCUACAACCCUAUUCAUGGUCGGUAUGCUGACAGUGCCAACCGUAUCAACAGUAUCGUGCUAUUAACCCUAACCACGCUACAGUAUCUGCUGCUGUGAUUGUCAUACGGUAAUUCUACUAAUUUUGGUUUGCUUUUGAAUACAGUAAUCUUGGGUUGAUUUUUGGUGCUAUAACUUGUUUUUUGGUACUAUUUUUGGGUUUUUGGUACUAUUUUUAGUAUUAUGGCACAACUUUUGGUACUAUGACAUGAGUUUAGGUACCGUAAUAUUAAGUUUUUUACUGCUAGGCUAUUUUUGAUAUCAUAUUAGGUUGUUCAAUUAAUUCUGCACCCUCUUUCAAUGCAAGUGUGCAGAGUUAGGGAGCUCAGAAUUAUUUGAACAACCUAAUGACAUUAGUUUAGUUACUGUAAAUUGCCAGUUUUGUGUACUUAAACUUGUAUUACAGUACCUAAUACAGUACCAAAAGGCACAAAACUAACAAUUUUAAAAAUAAUACAGUAAUCCCUAUGUUUAGGUAACAUUUUGGAGAAAGCGGCCGACUCCCAAACCCUUUUGUUUGCUGCCAUUCUCUCUGGAUUCAUCUUCUUGUUCAUCUUUGGCUUCUUCUGUUUGUUAUUCAAAAAGAAGUUGGAGAAGAAGAGUGACCGUAACAAGGAUACGGUAGACGAGAAGGACAAUGAGCGUCUCAAGAAAGAAUCCCAGAUUCAGGCGAUCAUGGUACGACAACGACAGCGACAUCCGUUCAGACAACAACAACCCAAAAUGUCGAGGGUUGGCAGCGACAACGGGUGGGUUACUGUAACUUUGUAAUAGACAUUAGGGUUAUUGUAAGGGUUACUGUAACUUUAUACUAGGUAUCAGUGGUACUGUAACUUUAUAAUAGACAUUAUAGUUACUGCAGCUUUAUAUAAUACUAGGUACCAGUUUAUACUAAGUCUUCGGGUUACUGUAACUUUAUACUAGUCAUUAGGGUUCGGUAACUUUAGACUCGACAUUAGGGUUACUGUUACUUUAAACUAGACAUUAUGUUUAAUUACGUUUAUGUCGUUAGUGAAGAUUACUGUGGAUGAGGGUUACUGUAGUUGAAGGUAACUAUAAUUUUAAAACAAGGUCCGCGAUAGAAUCGAACAUGGGUCAAACAGGGGCGGACCAUGAAAAAAAAUUAAUUUUUUAAAAAUCUUAUUUUGCGACCACAGGUAGUCCUAAGAACUAGUAAUUCAAAAAUGCAAAAAAAAUUUUUAAUUUUGGGUUACUGUAGGUUUACUGUAGUUUUUAAAAAUUUUAUGCAACUUUUUAACUAAUUGACAGAAUCUCACCGGACUUUUUUUAAAUGAUAGAACACGUCAAACUAUGUAAUAUGGCUGUCGACAAGUUUUUCCGUUUAUGCCCGGAAGGCAUCGAAAAAUUUAAAUAUUUGCAAAAUUUUGAUAAAAAUUUUAAAAAAUCGAAUUUUUUUCAAAAAAAAUUCGUUGUGUGACCGACUUCUGGCACUAGAUAAUGAAACUAGGGGUUCUUGCGCUUCAAAUGGUUUUACUCUCCAAGUGUAACAAUGGGGCCAAAGUACUGUAACAAGCUUCCAAAUACGACAAACUGUAGUCACUAAAAAAUUUAUGUUUUUAUAACUUUACAGAACACCUCAGGAUAUAGCUAAAGUUUAUUAAAAUUACUUUUCGUUAUCAAUAAAGACAGUACAAAGGCCAUUUUAUCCUACUUUGUAAAGUUUUUUAUCAUACUGUACAAUGGGUGGGCCACGACAAUUAUGAGUAUAACUUUCUUGAAACUAAACCAGUAAGGCUCAAAUUUUUUGUAAUUUUACAAUAUUCUUUUUGACAACAAAAUUGCAAAAAAAAUUAUUUCCUUUUUGAUUUAAAAAAGUUACAGUAAUCCUACAGUACCCGAUUUUGGGCAUUUAAAAAUGUUCAAAAACCAAAAAGGAACGAUUCUGCUUGAAAAAUAUUUAAAAAUCGGUAACUCUUUUACCAUAGGAGAUACAAUAUUAAAACUUUCAGAAGUUGUACAACUUUUUAUGCUCUAUAAAACGUAAAUCUUCGAUUUUUUAAAAAAGUUUAUGUACAUAUUUCGGAAAUACAGGGUACUGUAGAUUUACUGUAACUUUUUUAAACUAAGAAGAAAAAAAUUUUUUUUCGCAAAUUUGUUGUCAAAACGAAUAUUGUAAAAUCACAAGAAAUUUAAGCUUUACUGGUUUAGUUUCAAGAAAGUUAUACUCAUAAUUGUCGUGGCCCACCCAUUGUACAGUAUGAUAAAAAACUUUACAAAGUAGGAUAAAAUGGCCUUUGUACUGUCUUUAUUGAUAACGAAAAGUAAUUUUAAUAAACUUUAGCUAUAUCCUGAGGUGUUCUGUAAAGUUAUAAAAACAUAAAUUUUUUAGUGACUACAGUUUGUCGUAUUUGGAAGCUUGUUACAGUACUUUGGCCCCAUUGUUACACUUGGAGAGUAAAACCAUUUGA
Messenger RNA from Bursaphelenchus okinawaensis, 9400 nucleotides. The record is from the annotation of a GenBank genome assembly. Lineage: Eukaryota; Metazoa; Nematoda; Chromadorea; Rhabditida; Aphelenchoididae.